This is a messenger RNA of Pangasianodon hypophthalmus (striped catfish), 1304 nucleotides long. RefSeq lists its product as uncharacterized. The transcript has 4 exons. Gene Ontology annotation, molecular function: cysteine-type endopeptidase inhibitor activity. NCBI's taxonomy places the organism in Eukaryota, Metazoa, Chordata, Actinopteri, Siluriformes, Pangasiidae. The record is from RefSeq and is a predicted model, not a curated record. Bases 119 to 547 code for a protein of 142 amino acids.
GGUGUGGAGCUGUCAGCACAUUCUCAGGCUGAAGGAACUAUUUGCUUGUACUUUCCGUCACACACACACACACACACACACUUCUUCUCCUUGCUUCAGACAGCACAAAGCUCCAGUCAUGAAUCUGUACCUCAUCCUGCUUCUCUCUGUCCUCUCGGCAGUUCACUGGAGCCAUAGUCAAGACCCGGUGGAGGAGGAAGUGAUUGUUGCACAUCAUGUGCAGCCUCUAGGAGGUUGGUCUGUAGUCAACCCCAAACAGGAAGAUGUCCAAGAGGCUGCCAGAAAAGCUGUGGAGAGAUUUAACUCUAAAUCCAAGGCAAAGAAGUACUUUAAACUUGUAGAUGUAACAUCUGCACAAGAACAGGUCACUGACGUGAUAAACUACAAGAUCGACAUAAUCAUAGGAAGGACAAAGUGCCUAAAAACUGAGCCCGGAGUUCUGGAAUCCUGUGAUAUGACUGAAAAGCGGCUCAGGUGCAAGUUUGAGGUUCAGUUCAACCCAAGGAACAACAAAUAUGCGGUGAAGAUGGUGUCUUGCAACAAAUAAUCUACAGAAAGCAUAUUACUCUUACAAUGGCAAGAAGGAAACUGUACGGUGUUUAAAGAUAUACAGACAGGUGACAAAUUAAAGGAAAAAACAACAUGACGAGCCGCCAGAACAGCUUCAAUGCUCUUGGCAUCAAUGCUACAGUCUCUGGAACUGUACUGGAGAGAUGAACACUGUUCCAAAAGAUAUUCCCUCAGUUGGUGUUUUGAUGAUAAUGAUGAUGAUGAUGAUGAUGCUGGUGAAGAGCUCUAUCUAACAUGUCAAUCCAAAAUCUUUCAACUGGUUGAGAUCUGGUGAAUGAGAAGCCCAUAGCAUAUGAUUUACAUCAUUUUCAUCCUUAUCAGACCAUUCAAUGAGCCCUCAUACCCUGUGUUUGGGGGCAGAGUCAUGCUGAAAGAGACCACUCUCAUCAGGAUGGAAAUGUGUCAUCAAGUGUCAGUCAGAGGAACGCUGUAUUCAUUUGCAGUUACUCUUCCCUCUAAGGGGACAAGUGGAGCCAAACCGUGUCAGCAAAAGAAAUAAAUAAAUGUCAUCACAGCAUCAUAUAGCCACCGUUUUUUUUCCUGUAAUUUGUCACCUGUCUGUAAUAGCUUGUGCCUUACUGAUGUGUUAAUGCAGAAUAGCUCCCUCUAGAAGGGCUUUAUUAUUUUCAUACUAGAAAUUGGGAAAAUGUUAUUGCUGUAUAUUGUAUAAUCAGAAAACUGUAAUAAAUGUAUGUUAAACGAUGUAUGAAAUAAACAGGCAUGACAUUAUUGCA